AAAGGAGAAGGGGAGAGAAUUCCAGAUCAAGAAAAAGACAGACUUUGUCUUUCUCCGUGACCCUAACCCAGUUUGAGCUCCCGUCGUCCCGCGGCUGGACAGCUGGACGCUUCGCGCAGUGGCAUGUCCGUUCAUUGACACUGUGCAGCCACCACCACCCCACCGUCUUUGGUGGAGCGCCCACUCAUCAACCACAACCAGGACCCCAUCCCCAUACCCGCACACUCACACGUCUGACUUUCUUUCACUGUUUUACCUUCGACAGCCCACAAACCAAAUCGCUUCGAGCUGCCAGAGCACAGCACAGCACCCUCUCGCCCUGCAUUUUGCUUUGCGACAGGCAAGGCCCCCCUUUUCCAUUCUCCGUUCUUUUAAUCCCAAAGAACCUUCUCAAUUCUCUCUGUCAAGAUGGGGAAACCGUAAUCACCAGCAACGCCCUCCACUCAGAGGUGCCUAGGAUCUUUUUCUGAUCCUGCCCACCGAGCCAUCCACUCUUAUUACCCAACCAUCCCGCUCUAACUCGCGACUCCCGGUCCCCGACUCACGGAAUCACUUCCACUUCGUCCUCCUAAAAACUCAAAAAGCAAAAAGAGUCCCGGCCUUCUUGACCGACCCGACCACCUUGGCCGACGAUCCACCUCUCGCCUGCAUUGUUCACGGCUUCCUCCGACCGUCCCGUGAGACCACACCCCGGCGACCGCCAUCCACUGCUCCACCGCCCACUUCCUGGUCUGAUCGGAUCCGACAUUUCCCAAUCUGCCCCAUAACGACUACCCAACCUUGGCUUCACCCAUUCUACCAGUUACCUCCUGUCAUGGGUGCUGGCACUGCCAUAAAAACGACUCUCGGUCUCUUCGCCAUGUCUGAAGGAGGGAAAGUUGUCAUGUCCAAGAGGAGUGCUCGACCAUACAUCGAAGAAGACGAAAUGGAGAAACAAACACUGGAAUAUCAGGCCAACGGGGACGAGAGAAGAAGCACGGCGUCGACAUCUACCACCUACAGCAGUCAAACCAGCCUCGAGUCAUCGCCAUCAGUCCAUGCCGCCGACCCGGAGAGAGAUGUGGAACAGCUUCAGCUCUCAAGUCAGAAACACCGCACAUCCACCACCGGACCCCGCGAUGCCUUUCACCCGCCAAAUAACGACCUCGAGUCUGGCUCAAUAUCAGCUCUUGAGCUGGACAGGAUACUUCCAACCGAGGGCCGGCCCUCCAAUUUUGGUGUUGUUGUUCCAGGCGUCUACAGAAGCAGUUUUCCACAGUCGGAGGACUACGGCUUUAUCGAGGGCUUGAAGUUGAAGACAAUUGUCACCCUUGUACAAAAAGAGUUCCCACAAGGCUAUGACAAGUUCAUUGAGAGGAAUGGCAUCAACCACUGCGUCUUUGACAUGAAGGGCACCAAGAAGCAGGCCAUCCCGAUUGCCACCAUGAGGUCAAUUCUCCGACUGGUUCUGGACCGCAGGAAUCACCCAUUGCUGAUUCACUGCAAUCACGGCAAGCAUCGCACUGGGUGUGUCGUUGGUGUGGUGCGCAAACUCUCUGGCUGGGAGCUUGGCAACGUGCUUAGCGAGUACAAGAAGUACGCCGAGCCGAAGGUCCGAGACUGUGACGUAAAUUACAUCACCGGCUUUGAGCCGGCCGACAUUUCGAAUCUUUUUCGAGAGGUGACCUUACCAUUUCGAACCCGGAACUUCCUCCGAGCCACCUUCUUCGCCCUCAUCAUGACCGUCAUAUGGCUAUUUUCAGGCACCAAGCUAAUAUCAGCGGCGCCUCAGCGAGGCAAAUUGUUGGAAGAGUAGUGCAAUGGCACAGCUUAGGGUAGAUUGGGACAAGAGGAGAAAUCGGCAGGGAUCGUGGGACGAGUCACCAUGGGUGAGGCUGUCUGAUAUCAUUGCAUUCACACAACCCCCUUACCUUUGAUAUACUGCAUCGGUAAUUUUGGGACGGAUGGCAUAGUGGCAUAGAAACCCCUCAAGACUCGUUGGGACAAGGGAGCGGAGACUGAUCAAGUGCUGAAGUGGUCUCCCUGGCGUUUUUUUUUAGUUAUUUUUUUAUUGGCGGC
Molecule: messenger RNA, 2058 nt
Organism: Podospora bellae-mahoneyi
Lineage: Eukaryota; Fungi; Ascomycota; Sordariomycetes; Sordariales; Podosporaceae
Gene: SIW14
Product: tyrosine-protein phosphatase siw14
Exons: 3
Coding region: 815-1795 (326 amino acids)
Biological process (GO): dephosphorylation
Cellular component (GO): cytoplasm
Molecular function (GO): inositol diphosphate tetrakisphosphate diphosphatase activity; phosphatase activity
Source: RefSeq, a predicted model, not a curated record